Messenger RNA from Galleria mellonella (greater wax moth), 12466 nucleotides. It is a transcript of the gene BmMET2, whose product is annotated as aryl hydrocarbon receptor nuclear translocator-like protein 2. The transcript has 10 exons. Lineage: Eukaryota; Metazoa; Arthropoda; Insecta; Lepidoptera; Pyralidae. Gene Ontology annotation, biological process: regulation of transcription by RNA polymerase II. The record is from RefSeq and is a predicted model, not a curated record. Gene Ontology annotation, cellular component: nucleus; aryl hydrocarbon receptor complex; transcription regulator complex. Bases 56 to 2422 code for a protein of 788 amino acids. Gene Ontology annotation, molecular function: protein dimerization activity; RNA polymerase II cis-regulatory region sequence-specific DNA binding; DNA-binding transcription factor activity, RNA polymerase II-specific.
CGGUGCACGCGUGCAACAUAUCCGCUGCGCAUUACUAAUUGCUAGCAAUCUUACCAUGAAUGAUUGGCCGCUGAUGGAUCACGAUUGGCUGAUUUAUGAUCCUUAUCAAUACUUCGAAUACUACCAGGAGCCCCAGCCUCCGCAGUAUAUGCCGCCGCCGGCGCAGUCCUACAUGCCACCGUCGCCAACGUUGACUUUGCUGCUUUCUUCUGAACCCAUGGCACAGCAGCCUGACGCAAAUGAGACAGAAUGUGUCGAGCCUCCUGCUGCUCCUAAAGGAGACAGCCCGAGGGAGAUUCGCAACAAAGCUGAAAAGCAGAGACGGGACAAACUCAACCAGUCCAUAGCAGAGUUGGCCUCCAUGGUUCCACCUGUGGUGGCUGCGAACCGAAAGAUCGAAAAGACUGGUAUCCUCAGACUGACCGCACAUUAUUUACGCGCUCAUCAAUACGUGUUUGGAGAAUCUAUCGACCAAUCAAAUCAAGUGUUCUCCCCAGGAUCUAUACGAGCACUUUUAGCACAUCUAAAUGGAUUCCUGCUCACCACCACCUAUAAAGGCAUAGUGGUUGUCGUUUCACAGAACAUUCGGCGCUAUCUUGGUUAUACUGUGCUGGAAUUACUGGGGCACAAUAUCUUGAAUAUCAUACACGAAGACGACCGAGAAAUGAUGAGAGAACAACUUAUGCCCAGGAGUGAUUUAUUGGGUUCAAAUGGAGAACUACUAGUGCCUGAUGAGCCGAACGGAAGGCAGAUGGUUGCUGCAGCACUAGCUAGUGACAAGAGAAGAUUCAUUGUAAGGUUCAAAAAAUUUGGCCAGCGAUCAGAGCCGAGUCAAUACCUUACGUGCCACGUGGAGGGCUCACUUCGAAAAUCAGACUCGGCAUGUCAAGGGUACAACCGAUGCUGUCAACUGAUACGACGCGCCCGUGCACGUAGCGACAACCCUUGCUCCAGCGGAAACGACGUAGUAUUUGUAGGUGUAGUACGUCCUACAACCGAUACUUUCAUCUCCGAGAGUGAAAUCGAAUCAUUCCGUAUGGAGUACCGUACACGGCACUCUAUUGACGGCCAAAUAAUACAGUGCGAACAACGCAUUGCUCUUGUGACAGGCUACAUGACCCACGAAGUCCACGGUGUCAACGCAAUGAACUUCAUGCAUCGGGAUGAUGUCCGCUGGGUGAUUAUCGCGCUUAGAGAGAUGUACGAUCAACAUCGUUUAUUCGGUGAAUCCUGUUAUCGCUUGAUGACGAAAAAUGGGCAAUUCAUCUACAUGAGGACUCGAGGUCGCUUAGAUGUGGAUCAUGGUUCUAGAGCUGUAACUAGUUUCGUAUGCACCAACACAGUAGUGGAUGAAAAAGAAGGUCAAUAUCUGAUUAAAAAGAUGAAAAAGAAAUUUACUUUAAUGGUAAAUAACAAUGAGGAGCCCCCAGAAGAAUUGGAUACUAAUAAAGAAACGAAUGACAGUCAAGUUAUCCCAGUGGAGGAUCCCAGGCAAUUGGAAAAGGUUAUACUUCACCUGGUGACUAAUUUACCAUCGCCGGGUGUAGAUAAUAUUCCGCGCAGUAUAUCCCCAGAUCGGUUCGAGAUAUCACCGGUUCGCUUAUCCAUCAUACCGCCAAAAAAAGACAGAAUUGUUAAGGCCAUAGAAAAAAUAUACAGCAUUAUAUCUCCUCUACCAAAGAGUUGUGAAAGGACAUACCACUGCGAACAAUCAGAAACUACUAAUAUAAGUGCUUAUCCACCAAUAACUGAUGUUGAAGUACCACUCUACCAGCAAAAUCAAGUCGAUUCAUCCCAACCUCUUACGAUGAUCCCAACACAAUAUAAUGGACCAACAAUAUCAGAAACUAAAUUUAGCAACAUAUAUUACCAAUCUCAACCAGCUGAUAUUAUUUUGAAUAAUUCUAAUUAUUUUAACACUACGAAUUCUAAUAUCAAAUCAUUGCCAAGAAAUAUAAACACACCAACGGGCAAUUACAACGGAACGGCAUCAAUUACAUUUUCAAAUGUGAGCUUGAAUAAAAAUUCUGAUUCUUUAGACGAUGCUAAUGAGUCAGGAUCGGACAUAAAAUAUCACGUAUAUGUAUCUCCACAACGUGACGACAAUAAAAUUCCGUCUACUUCAAAAGUACCAGAAACAAUCACUGCUCAAUCUGGUAUUAAACGGCCAAGUGAUUGUAAUGAUCAAGAAAUAGCGUCAAAGAAAAAAGUAGCUGCAAAAAAAGAAGAAGAAAUUCAUGAACAAAAUUUUUUGCUUGAUGAUUUUUUUGAUGAAGAUCUUCUCAAUUCAUCAUUUUCUCAAUUUGACGCGGCACUAGACUCUAUAUUGGAUCCGACAUUUCCAGAUUUACUAAUCUCGGCGGACGUUCAAGAAAUCCUCAAAGAACUCGACAACGCAGAAGACUCGCAUUCAGACCCUUAAAAGGCAAGAAAUUCAAAUAGCUAUCAUUUAAAUUUUAACAACAUAAACGUAAAAAAAAUUUAUUCGUACUAAUAAUUAAUAUUUUGUGAUAUUUUACAACUCAAAAAUCUAAUUGAAAACUAUUUAAAAACGUUAUCUUUACAUUGUUCUAUAAUUUACCCAAUAUAGAUGUUUUAGGGACUAUUUUGGUCAAUCUCGAAUAGAUGCUAUAUCAAUUCUUUAUAUAAACUUCGUCCUGAAGGAACCAUGAAACAUUCUAUUUUAGAUGAGCCUUGAUUAUAAACAGUACAAGUAUCUACAAUAAAAAUUAUUAAUAACAUAAUAUUCAUGUAACGCUCUAUCAUUACCAGUGUUAUGUAAGUCGUAAUGUUAAUUAAUUUACCAACCACACGCAGCACUGACAAAAAAAAACUUAUUUUUUUUUUAUUAAAUCUAAAAGUGCCAUUUUUCAGGAUAUCGAUGAAAAAUUGUUGUGUGUAAUUCAGUGAAAAUUUUCUCACAUCAGGUGGAUUUCUCAAUUAGAACUGAGAACUAUUUUUUGUCAUUUAAUGUAUUUUAUACAUUUUUGUAUUUUUUUUUAGUUUAAAUACACUUUGGUGUUCCUAUUCACUUACACAAGAACAAAAAAGUUUACCUGGUUGACAUUUGUAUUAAGACACACUGUCUAGUGGAAUAUGAACUAGUCUAAAGACUAAAUAUCUAUUCGGAAACUGUCGUAAUAUUGAAAAUAUCUAAAUUACAGGUUUAUGUAGUUAUUAGGGUCUACAUUUUCUUAGAUCCUAACAAUGAUGUGUGUCACUUCUUGACGUUUUGUAGUUAAAAACUAGAGAAUUUAUUGAUAAAAUUCAUUUGCAGAUUUUAUGAGAGUUCCAAUUUGGAUUAAAAAGAUGUUUCAAUAUUUCGAUACAAGUCUGAUGAACAUUACCUAUUUUUUUUAUAGCUGUAAAUAGAAUAGUGAUCCUGCUAGCGCUAUCGGUAUACGCCGGCAAAGCAUCAGUGAAAAAUGAUAGGUGAGGAUAAAAGCACCUGAAAAAACCGACCUGAUAGGGUAUAUUGUUAGCAUUGCAAUAGGGCUGUUAGUUUUAAUAACAGUCCCCAACCCCGCUUUAUAAUUAUGUUGUGAAUUCCUCUAAAUAAUACUUUUAUUUGUUAAUUUGUUAUAAAAUUUCUAAUUAGUAUACAUUAUCUCUUAUAGUUUAUUGCUUUACAUAAAUCUUGCCUGUCUUUAAAAUAUUUUAUUAUGUUGCCACCUUGAGUACGGAUUUAGUAGCAAAAGUGUGGCCAAAUCGCAAAAUUUUGACUUCCAGGGGUGGCAAAAGCUGCUGUAAAAUUUAUUGUAAUUAUUAAAAAUAUUAAAAAAAGCACGGCUUCUAUCUUCUAUUUCUAUUUUUAUUGAAUGGUUAGCGCCAUAGAAACGAGAGCAUUGUAAUAAAAAAUGAUUAGUACGAUUAAUGGUUAAACCGAAGGUGAUUCAUAAAUAAACUAAAAAAUAAUAGCUAACAAAUUUUGUUACAGCAUAUAUUUUUGUUGCCUAUGGAUAGUCAAUUGUCAGAUUUAAUCAAAACAUAAUUAAAGUGGCAAUAAUGCAUUUCGUAAUGAUGAGUGAGUCUAUCUACACAUAGAUAUAUUUACAUUGUUUACCAUUGCAAUACUAAUUUUAAUGUCGAAUGUUAUAAUUCCCAGUCCUAUCAUUUUAUAUUAAUAUUUCAACAUAAGCCGGACAUGAUUUCUGUGACUUAUUUUCCCUGGCUAAUCUUACAACUAUUAAAAAUACAAUUUAUAAUAAAAUAAUAUACAGUUUGUCCCCUCUUAAUGUUUAUAAAAUUUAACAAGUUUCUAUCAAAUAAAUGUAUCAAAUGAGGAUAUUACUUAUAUAAAAUAUAAAAUUUGAUCAAAUACAUACCUCUCUUAUUGUAAUGUAUGUUAUUUCUACAAGUAAAUGUAAUAACUUAUACUCUAUUACCAAUUCCAAUUACCGUCUCUAUAAUAUAAUUUAUCUAAGUAUUACUGUACAAAAUGUAUACUUUAAUCUGUUUUUUUUUUUUUUCUUUACUUAGUAAUGUAUAGUACAUUACUGCAGCGGUCAGCAACUGAGGCAUUGAUGGACGAACGUAGGCCGAGACACACAUACGUGAGUCCAUCAAUUCCUAGUUGUGGCCAAGGCUUGUAUAGUACUUUUCUCAAACAAUGCGUGGAAAUCAAAAACACAAUUUUACUUUUUAAGUUCAAAGACUAAUAACAAACAAUAAUAAUUUUUCACGCGCCAUAAUGUUCCUUUGUUUUCUUUUUUCAAUAAACAGUUUUCUAUUUGCAAGCCAGUUCGAAAUUUAAAUAAAACCUUUUAUUAGUUAUUUCCUUGGUAGUCAUGUUUCGAAGUAAAAGGUCAUUCCAUUUUUAAAUUACAGGACAAAUAUGAGUUUACAUAGUAAUUUAUCUGGCCGCAAAACACGACACAUAUGGAUUUUCAUACAACUUUUGCCGGCCGCUGCCCGCAUGUAUCUGGCCAGUGCGGCAAUUUUGAUUUAUCUCGAAGAUUGUCAAAAUAAUGCUCACAUUUUUAAGCAUGUUUGAGAAAAUAAAUUAAUCGAUUUUUGAAUGUCUUGUUUUCGAGAUCGAUCUUUUAUCAAAUUACAAACAAAUAUAUGGAUUUGUGUAUUAAUAUAAUUUAUUAUAAACAAUACAUAAAUUUACCUGGUACUUAUUGAUUUAUUUGAUGCACUGUUCUAUUAGUACAAAACAUGCCAUAUUUGUUUAAUAAAUUUUAAAAGUAUAAAAACAGUUUUUUUUUUGAUAUUUUUGUUAUACAUAAUAUUUAAUAUAAAAAUAUUUCAACAGUAAUGUGCCAUAUUUUUAAAAGAUAGUGUCUAGAACUUUACUGUUUAGUCAUAUUGCUAUAUGUUUUAUAUUUUGUAUUCUAUAAUGGUUGGAUAUUUAAAAUGUGUAAAUAUAAAAAAUUACAAUUCAAAAUUAAUUUGAUCUCUAACUACUGAAACUAUCAAUUCUUACAUCUUAAUAAAUUUUAACCGAAUAAUGUUUAAAAAGUCAAAAAUUGAUUAUUUUUAUGUAUUAUUCAAAGGGAAAUUAAAUUUAAAACUAAUAAGAUAUUCGAAAUAUAUAUAUAUAAAAUAAUUAUAUAUUUAUAUAGAAAUAAGCUUUCAUUUUGAUCUUAAAUAUACAUUUUAGAAUACCUAGAUUAUAUUAUUCAUGUCUAAGUAAGUGUAAGACUGAGUAUUGUUUAAAUAUCAGGAAUUUGUAUCUAACAUUAUAAUACCUAACCUCUUAUUCAUAAAAACGUCAAACUUCUUAAAAACCUAUUUUAGUUAAUGAAAUGUUUUUUUUUUUUUCUUUUGUGCUGAAUUCUUAAUUUGAAGGAAAUUACCAAAACACUUCAAUAGCUAAAAUAAGUUAGCAGGUUUUACUUUUUAUGAAUAAGAAAGCAAGUGUAUAGUUAAGUACCUACAGUUCAGCAUUUUGUAGAUAGAUGUAACUACUAGACGCUUCAAGCCAGAUCUAGUUAUUAUAAUUACACAUAUUCUUUUUACCAUAGCAUCUGUAAAAGUUAUUGUUUUUACCGUCAAUUGUCUUCUUGAUUUCAUUAUGCUCGUUCAUCAAAAGCAAAGGGGUUCAAAAAGUAGUAGAGAUUGUCAGCAGAUAAUCACUCAUUUUCAUUUAGAUAAUUUUAAAGAAUAUUUUGAAGUACUUGCCAUUUAUAAUUUUAUUAUAUAUUUAUAUAUGUAUAUUAUUAUAUAAAAUCAAUCGAUUAGACACUUCUACGCCAACGCCAAUUCCAUUUGUUCUGGUGUGGAUACAAAAAAAUUAUAUUUUAAAAAAAAUCUGUAUAUUAUUAUUGAAAAUAAGUAUCAGUAAUUACUCACCGUUUAUUUUGUGUGAAUUUUUUGUCACAGACAUCAUUGGCGGUAUCUAACAUUUUAAGUAAUUAAAACAAUUAAAGUGCCAAUUAUUAUUUUAACUAUUAAUUUUUAAAUAUAUGUAUAGAAAUAUUGUAUAAAAAAUUAAGUAGUUCUACCAAUAAACCAUAAAAAUAAAUAAAUAAUCAAAUCAAACAUCUAUGAUACAGUGUUAAAAUUUCAUGUAUAUAACCUAAUCUAUAUUUUAAAUAAAAAUUAAUUUUCGAAUGUACAACGACUAUUUAGUACUUAAAACAUGUCACUUUAGAACUGAAUAUAACAGCAUCUAUUUAGCUAAUUCCGUUUUUGUUGUGUUAAUAAUAAUCAGGUAAAAAUUUGAAUAAAAGAUAAAGUUUAAAAAACAAUAUAUAAAAGUGAAAAACUUGAAUUAAAGAAGUAUCGACAUUAAAAACGACCGAGUGAGAUGGUAGAUUCAUUCGUAACCGAGCAGCUAAUAUUUUAUAGUGAUUUUAAUUUUUCUUUAUUUUAAAAUGUUCUUUGUAUUAAUAUUUGAACGUGUUCCAGCAACUAGUUCUUACUAGUUACUAGUGAUAAACAAGUUAACUGACUACUUGAUUGAAAAUGGCAACUGUUUAUAAACAAAUUAACUGUAUAAUUGUAUAAAUUAUACAGUUAAUUAGAUAUUUACCUAUUUAAAUAAAUUCUUAAAAAAUAUCAAUAGGCAGAUAUGUGGAUAUUGGUAGAACUAUUAAAAAUACAAAAAAAAGGUAGCAAUUGCUUAGCGAAGAGCUUAAUUUGACUGAAUAAAGUUAGAUUUCAUAUUGUACAAUAUGUACUCUAUUUUUAAAAAUUUACCUAUUACGCAAUAUAGUAACAUAUAUAUCGUAGAAAUACUUGCAACCUUAUAUAUCGAUGCUAGAUAGUUAAAAUGUAUUAAAAGUGAUGUUGCGAUGUAGUGAGCUGCCCCGGUUUCUAACGGGUAUAGUGUUUGUUUGUGUAACUUUUAAACUGUUCAACACAGUAAGGCUGGUAUUUUGGCGUAUGAGAAAUUACUUUACCAUUAUUUUCUAAGAUUUUAAAUGAACGGCCUAUUUAGCAUUUUGAUGUGCGCGCGUUUAUAUAGUUUUUCCUAUGCACCUUACCACGCCCCGCAUUCUCGCACGACCAGCGACAGCGACUACGCAAUUUUACCUGUUCAUUGUUUUUAUUUCACAUUAUCUUCUGGCCAACUGCAUUAAUGAACAUGUAAUGCUAUAAAGAGUAAACUUAUAAAUGGAGUAGGAAUAAACUAGAUCUUGUAAAAUUUAUUGUACUUACCACCAAAACCAUGUUUUUGGCUAAGAUAUUAAACUUUGAUAUACGGUAUCGCAAACUUUUUUAUAAAGCUAAAAGUAAUGAAUAUUUUUGCCUUGUUUACUGCAAAGGUGGCAAACAAGCAUAUAGCCCGUUUGAUGUUAAACGAUUACUAUAACCUAUGGGCGCCUGCAACACUAGGAGUGUCACGUGCACGUUGUCGACUCUAAAAUUGCUAUAAAGUUUAUUCCUUUAUUUCAAACCAUUCAGGUAGCGCACGCUAUAUUAUAAAAUGUUUUCCCACUUAUGUAAUUAAUAGAUUUAUUGUGAUUAAUUACAAAAAAUGUAUAUUGAACAAAAAACGUUCCAACAGUAGAAGAAUUUUUAAAAUCGGAUCAGUAGUACUGGAGAUUAGCCCAAACAUCCAAACUCACAAACUUUACCUCUUUAUAAUUUUAGUAUACAUAAUAUCAUUGAAUUCAGUUUAUUUUCUGCGUCAAAUGAUAUUUUAUUUAAUUCAGUAAUCAAAGGAAGCAGGUGGCUAUGUAUCCAGGUCACAAAAUGGCCAACCACAGAAAUAUCUUUGGUAUAUUUUAUUAGUAAAAAACACUUCAAAAUACAAAGAUGCUAUAGUAACUGUAAUACUGGAAUAGACAUUUGUACUACUUAUUAUUAUUUUGUCUUUUCGUUUCAUUAUUUCCUGUAAAAUUCACCAAAUAGCAUUUAAUGCAUUUUGCCUUCCUAGCGUCGAUAUUAGGUAUAUAUAAAUUCAGCUUCAUAACUAAUAGGGUAAGAAAUAUAUUAUAUUAUCGUUUUCUCUUGUAUAAGAUUUUUGUGUUAAUGUGGUAAAGUGGUGCGAAUAUUUACGUAGGUACUAUAGUUAUAAUUUGUAAUCUUAAGUAAUUUCUUAUUAUUUAAGGUUGAUCUUCUUGUUAAAUUAUAAGGGGAAAAGAGUUUAAAAGGUAAUUAUUAGUAUAAUACCUAUUUCUUCCGGAUUUCUUUAUAAAUAUAAAUGCAGAUCUUGGAACAUAUAGUAAUGCGUUCGAAUUUGGUAACUAAUUCACAAUCGAUUUUGCAUACUCCUUAAAUAAAAAUUUAACAUCACUAAGAAUUAUAUACAUAGUACAUAUGAAUUAUAGCAACUUGAUAUACGUAAUCAACCAGUACUUAUUUAUUACUAGCUUUAGCCCACGACUUCGCUUGCAUGUGCUAUUAGAUUUUUUGCGAGUCCAUUUUCCAUUUUAUAAAUUGUAGCCGUUGCCCGCAAUUUCUUUCGUAUGAAAUUCGGUUACAUUGCAAACUACCAUUUUAUAUUUUUCUCCUCCUCAAAUGUAGAUGUUUAAAAGAUUUAGACUCAUAAUGUCUGGCUUCAGAAAUGCCAGACCUCAUUCACUCAGUGAUGAAUUUUUAUAAUUGUUGAAAUGCGUAUUUUCUGUUUUAUAAUCAAAAUCUACCCGUAAUAUACAAAAUUUCAUCCUUCAUCCUUAUACUUUAAGGUACUGAGGGGUAGAAUUCUUGAAAACUGAUUACUCUUAACUUGUACUUCUAAAAUUAAAUAGUAAAUUUCCAUUCCUCAUUCCCCUUUAAGUAUGAAAAUUCUGAAAAAUUCUAUAAUCCAACAAACAUAUUAAUUUUUUUAAUCAAAAGCCUUUAUUUAAAAUAUCACGUGUAUAACAUCUACACUAACAAAUUUCCAUACAAACAAACAACCAUAUAAAUAAACAACUUUCGUUAAUUUCGGUUGUGUGUGUAUAUGUAUAAGUCAGAGGUACGUUUAAUGUAAAGACAACCGCAGAAGAAAAGUUCUAAAAAGUUUUACACAACUUGGUUUUUAAAUGCUUAGACAAAUUAAAAUCUAAUUCUUAUUUAAUAUCUUUGCAAGUAAAUAGUACCUACAUACCUGCUUCUUUAUUGCCGAUGUUUCGACUUGGAUUGCACCACGUCGUGACAGGACGACAGGACAGACGAUAGAACUGAGGUGAGCGGCGUUUUUGUCUUACAGCCCACGCAAUCUCUUCGAGUACUCACACACUGUCACUAUUAUUAUCUAGAUCCACCAUACACACCGCGCUCACUUAUCAACACUGCCUUUAUUCAAAUUAUAGUGUUUUUAGUGCACUAAGUUAGCUCUACUUAUCACUGGUUUGAACUGAAUAACCCGAAGGUUCUAUCAACCGAACGUCACUAUUAUACUCGGAUAGUACAUUAUGCCUUUUAAAAAUAGGAAAAAAAUCGAAAAUUUUUAUUAAAGAAGAUGUAUAUAGGCUUUCAACAGCAUAGCACCCAGUGAUUAGUGUGUCGUUGUCUCUCCUACUGAUAGUGGGACUCCCUACUCUACGUUUGUUUGUCUGAGUUUGCUACUUAUAAAGCUUUUUCAAUAUGUUUCAAUAUAAUAUCCAGUGAUUAAUAGAACUGUUUUAGUACACUAAAAAGACACGAUAUUUUGUUUAAACGUAGUGUGGAUACCAAGAUUGCGGUGUGUAGGGUGGAUCUAGAUACAAACAGAGCGAGGAUACCCAAAGAGACUACGCAGACUGCUAGACGAAGACGCCGCUAAUUUCAGUCCUGUCGUAACCACAACGUGAUGCAAUCCACGUCGAGACGUCGGCAUUAAAGGAGCGUGUAUGUAGGUACUAUUUACCUGUAAAGGUAGAUUUUUUCAUUGCGUUAAGUCUCGAUUGUGCAUUUAAAAUAUGUGUCAACAACGCGAACAUUUAAAAUUAACUGCUUUUAUAAUGAUCGUAUGAAUUUUUAAUUACGUUAGUCGUCUUCUUUUUCUUCUUAUAGUGCCUCUCCAACUAGUGAAGGAAAUGCUAACGCCUCACGGAAACUGUUCUGUUGUGUUGUUAAUGGUUAAAGUAAUUCAAUGAUUUUAUUGUAAGACAACAUACUUACCUACUUAUCAGCAAUUGCUUUUUAAAUUUAAAAAAAAAAUAUACCUGAAGGUAAUUUUGCAAUGUUUGUUUUUUCAACCUACUCGUAAAUUAAAGUAAAAUAAAAUAUUUUUAUUCCAAUCCCGAGAAACAGUUUGUUAUUCUUAAUUACUGUCUGGCUGUCUAUUAAUAUCUGUUUUAGAUAAUUUGUGUACUUAUCUACUUGUUUUCAUGCCGUUCUUUAACUAUUUAUAUUUGAUUUGAAUUAUUUUUUCUUUAAAUGCUACAACAGUUUUCCUACAGGUAUUUUAAUUUCUUUUUAAAGAGAUUAUCUAUCAAAGAACGUGUCUCAAUCAAAUCCUGGAAACGUUUUGACAACUCUAUAUUUGGAAUAAGUUUGGCCAAUUUGAUAUUAUAAAUCAGUUAUCAUUCUAAUACAGUACUUGAAAUCUCUAAGCUUGCCAACUGGCGCUGCCAACAUAGCGCGAGCCAAUUUAUGUUAAUGUUUACCUUAUAGCAGUAGAUACAAGUAUGCAUUCCCUUAUUUUAUGCCUAAUAUAUCUCACUUUUUUUUUUUCAAAUAUUUUAUACUACUUCUUGGAUAAAAAAAAUCUUGUCUAAAGAAUUAUUGUCAAUUUUCAUUGUGAGAUAUAGUUUUCUUAUUGUACACCUUAUGCGUCGUCAUUGCUAAUUAUUUUAUGGCUCCAUACCAUGCAAUUUCAAUACCACAGCUAUUCAAACACAGUUAUGAAAGUACAACUACUUGACAGUACAGAAACGACUAUGCAGACGAAAUGGUUAUUCAUAGGUACUAUUUAUUAUAUACCAACACUAGAAACAACUAACCCCGCUAUAAGACUUACGUUACUUUUGGGCAUUUAGCUAUUUUAAUCGUUUAGAAACAUAAAUUUUAAUAAGUUUUAGUGGUUAUUAACACGUGCCUUUAUAUCGUUAUAACCAUAUCCUUUAUCGGGUAAGUGGGUAAAUUAUAUACCUCCUUACAUUUUCAGAAAAUCGGUUAUACACGUAAAUAGUGAUGGUAAAAUUCGGUCUUUUUUUAGUAUUCGAGUAUUUUAAUAGUCGUUAAAAAAACUAAUCUUAACGCGAGUUUAAGAACAAGUACUCGAAUACUUUUACGGAUAUUCGAAUAUUUUAUUCGAAUCAAAUAUUUUUUUUAAAGUUUUCUGAGGUUUACUUUUCUGAAUAUAAUAAAUGUUAACUAAUAUACUAAAUUUUCUUUUUGUAAUUAAGAAAAAUACUCAUAAAAUGCUGGUACGAAAAAUUUAUGAUAAAUUCAAUAAUACAUUCGAGAAUAUUCGAAUAUCCGAGUUCUGCAUAUUGAGUACUCGAAUAUUUGAAUUUCUAUUAAGUAUUCGCCUCAACCUGAUUUGGCACAUCACUACAUGUAAAUUGCUGUAACUCUUUUCCCUUACAAUGACUGAUCAACGUUUUAUACUUUUGUAGAUAGGUAUAUAACGAACUGAACACUAGAUAAGAUUUUAUUUUUAUAUUUUAUUUUUAAUAAUACCAUAAGAAUAAAGACAAGGUAGAAGUGAUACUCCCGUCAAUUCAAUAAUCCACGUCUGUGACUCUAGCCAUCCGCAAGAAUUAAACUCAGUAUGAAUCAGUGCAGUUGUACGAUGCACAGAUAGCGUUUAAUCGUAAACCACUAAAUCGCUUUUUUUUUUUAUUUUACUUGUAUAUAAUAUAUAUAAUAUGUAUAUAGAAUCUAGAAUUCUAAUAUAGUAUAGGAGCGACUCUUUCUCCUACACUAGUAGAAAUGACAAUGUCACAUACAAUCUAAUAACUCAUAUAUGACAUGGAUAAAUGUCGGUAAUAUACAGUAGGUAUAUUAUACAACAUAUAUUAGAUAAAUACGUAGAAAGAAAAUGCCAUAGAAAUGCUAAAAUAGGUAUGUACUGCAUACAAGUAAAAUUUAUCGAUAUUAUAUAUAAGUUUUUAGAUUGUAUGUGUCGUUGUUUCUACUGGUAGAUAUUCCUACACUACGU